Molecule: messenger RNA, 3637 nt
Organism: Carlito syrichta (Philippine tarsier)
Lineage: Eukaryota; Metazoa; Chordata; Mammalia; Primates; Tarsiidae
Gene: FAM131B
Product: family with sequence similarity 131 member B
Exons: 7
Coding region: 446-1444 (332 amino acids)
Source: RefSeq, a predicted model, not a curated record
GAGUGCCCUCCGUGUCGUCACCAUCCCCAACGACGGGAGGCGGGGGUAAAGGAAAGUCUGGGGUAGGAAGGAGAGAGCGGGCCGUCGGCAGGGACCCCCUUAUCCCUCCCUCAAGUUGCUCUCGGUCUGCAGCUGUGACCCGUAACCCAAGCACUCUUUCGGGGGUCUCGGUGCAUGUGGGGAAGGAAAGGAGGGGUGCAGGACGCCCUGAGAGCCGGGGGUCAGGAAAGGCCGGAACACGGCGGAGGGGUGGUGCAGCUCCCGCUACACAUCGGAAAACGGACCCAGAGGAGACGAUUCGUGGCCCACAUUCCAGCCUCCCACCCCCAGGCGGGGGACUUGGAACAGUCCCAGGAGCCCUGGCUUCCAGCCACGAGCUCCACGAUGAGGGAACGAGGUGAUUGCAGUGGAUUGGAAGGGCCUGAAGGAUGUCGAUCAAAUCAACAUGGACAGCACCAGCUCACUGCAUGGGAGCAGCCUACAUCGGCCAUCUACUGAGCAAACUCGAACCGAUUUCUCCUGGGAUGGCAUCAAUCUUUCCAUGGAAGACACCACUUCUAUCCUUCCGAAGCUUAAGCGAAACUCUAAUGCCUAUGGCAUUGGGGCCCUGGCCAAGUCAUCGUUCUCAGGGAUCUCACGAAGCAUGAAGGACCACGUGACAAAGCCCACAGCCAUGGGCCAAGGCCGAGUGGCUCACAUGAUUGAGUGGCAGGGCUGGGGGAAGGCAGCAGCUAUUCAGCCACAACACAACCACGAGGCCGUGCGCAGGGAUACAGAUGCCUACUCCGACCUCAGCGACGGCGAGAAGGAGGCGCGUUUCUUAGCAGGUGUCAUGGAACAGUUUGCUAUCUCUGAGGCCACACUCAUGGCCUGGUCUUCCAUGGAUGGUGAGGACAUGAGUGUGAACUCUACGCAGGAGCCAUUGGGCUGCAACUACAGUGACAACUACCAAGAGUUGAUGGAGAGUCAGGAUGCUCUGGCUCAAGCCCCCAUGGAUGGAUGGCCUCACUCCUAUGUGUCCCAGGGCAUGUACUGUCUGGGGUCAUCAGAUGCCUGGGAAGCCAGCGACCAGUCCCUCAUCGCCUCUCCAGCCACAGGAUCCUAUCUUGGCCCUGCAUUUGAUGACUCACAGCCCAGCUUGCAUGAAAUGGGACCUUCCCAACCUGCUUCAGGAUAUUCUGCUCAGGAUCCUCCACCUUUGCUUGGGGGAGACACUGACUGGGCUCCAGGGGUGGGUGGGGUGGACCUGGCCACGGGCCCUGCUGAGGAGGAAAAAAGGCCAUUGGCCCCUGAGGAGGAGGAGGAUGCAGGAUGCCGGGAUCUGGAAUCACUUUCUCCACGAGAAGACCCUGAGAUGUCUACUGCACUCAGCCGGAAGGUGUCUGACGUCACAUCCUCAGGUGUGCAGUCCUUUGAUGAGGAGGAAGGCGAGGCCAAUAACUAGCUUCCUCCCCGCUCCUGACGCCCUGCUUUCCACUCCCACCUGAGGGCCAUGGCUGCAACCCAUACCGUCCCUUCCCCUGGCAGUACAGCUGAAACCCGGGCAGGUGACAGCAGGGCACCCAACAGCUUCCAGUCCUCUCCCAAAGAUGGAGGACCAAGAUGGGGUUCUAUCCAGGCUUACGCUCUAGAAACCACAGGGCUGGGAACUGAGACCCAGCAACUAGAUGGCAAAGCGAACUUGGGCAAAGGACCCAGCUGUGGGCUUCUGGGUCUGUGCUGCUGAAGUCCCCAGUGCUUGCAGCCCAGGGACAGGAGUGCCGCGCCACGGGCCAGACUGGAUCUCAGUUCUUCACUCCCUGAUUUGUCUUCCAGGAGCUUUGACUGAAUGCCUCCUGAGUACUGUCUGAAUGCCUCCUUUCUCCAUUUCACUCUUGCUUUACCCAACUCUGUUUUCUCUGGCUGUGGCCCUAACCCUACUGUAAGGAACAGACCUCAAGGUCUGUUGGACAUGGCUGGAUGGGCACCCGAGGAGCAGCUGAAGGGCAUGUCCACAUGGAGGGUAGAGAGUCUGCCACAGCUGGUCAUGUGGCUUCUGAGAUCAGGAGUUGAGAAGGUGGACGUGGCAGCUGGGAUUUACAGGGGCACAGAUGUGAUUCUUUAUACCAAGACCUGCCCAGAGACGAGAAGGUCACUGGUGAGACCAAGAACAAACAUGGCCACUGUUCUGAGAUCUUGAAUAUCCUGUGACUGAAAGGAGGAUCCUACGGAUCUGGGAAAAGACCCAGCCAGGGCUGGCUGCUCCAGCUCUCGCUUCCCUUUCUGCCUUCCACCCCUGCUCGGCCCUGAGGAGGGUGAGGGAACACCAGUCUCGGAUUAGCCAACAACACAACAUGCAGGUAUCCCUGCCAGCAGGGGGAGCAUGAGGGCUGUGUCUCCCUCACCCCCCACCCCCCCACCCCUAAUCCUCUGGAGCUGUUUACACUUUUCUCUUUGCCUUUUUUACAUUUUUAUAACUUCUUGGGAACUCAGGGUUGAGUAGGGUGGAGGGAGGAGUCCGGUGCUGUCGCUCCCUUGGCCGGGCGGGUCGUUAACUGAGGGCCAGGAUGGGCACUCGGCUCCUUCUGCCCCUUCAUCAGCUCCUCCCGGGACUCCUGAAUGGCCUCACUGCUGUUCUCCCUCCCUUCCCCAGGCCUCCUGCCGGAGGAAGAGAGGAGAAUCAGCGAUUCUUCCUUCCAACACCUGGUUGCCAUGCUGAUGGGGACUCAGCUGCAUGUGGGACUAGCACUGCUGCAGGAGCACAGGUGGCUGGGGAGGCCAGGCGAAGCCGCAGCUCCGUGGGGCUGGAGGGCACUUUGGCUCUGCCACUGCAGCGGUAGCCACUUCCUGGUCCUUGGCACAGGCAGAGUAUGGGUAGAAGAGAGAGGCCUAAGAGGUUCAUUGCCCUAGUUCCCUCUUCCCUCGUGCCCAUCCGAGGCUCCAGCUCCCAGGCCUUGUGUCCUACCUGCACUUUGUCAGGGAUCCUACUACUUGCAUCCUCUUCUGGGAGGGGAGUGCUGUCGUCCUCUCCUGGCUCUGGGCACAAACUGCCCUUUAACCCCAGGUCCCAGACUGCAUUGCUUUGGAAUGAGUAGGUUGAGAGUUGGGUUAUUUCUGUCCAUCUAUGACCCCACCCCACCAUCAAGUUCAUACUCUCCCCCACAUACACUCCUGAAAUGCAACCAGGACAGGACAGGGUGUCCCAAGCCUCCCAGAGGGACAGAAUGGUUAUCCUGAAGUUGAUACUUGCAGGAAACGUGGGUGUAGGUAUGGUGAGCCAAGGUGGGUGUACAGUCACCUAAUUUGGAUGAUGCCUGCACAGAAGAGACCCCCUUGUGCUUCAUAAUGUGUCCUGACUCAGUGUCCCAGAACCCCAUUUCUAGGAGCUCUGGAAAGUGGUCCAGCAUGUCCACCCUGGCGGCUGUCCCUCACCCUAGUCUCCUGCUAGGCCCCUAUGGUUUUGCAUGCUCACAUGACCCUCCUCCCAUAGGGCCCCCGGUUCCUCACCUUCUCCAACCUACUCUGUCAUCGCAUCCCCUCUUCCUCUCAUCUCACCCCUUCAAUACCCACAUUCUCCCCCCACCACAGUGAACGUCUAAUACAGGGGGUGGGCUCAUUCAUCACAGUUUCUUUUGCUCAGGACCCUAGGGAGUUAGGA